AUGUUGCAUUCCGAUAAGAAACGAUCGAAACGGAAGGGGAGCAAAGACGAUACCCCUAACCGGCUAGCACUUCCGAAAGUCAACAAAGCUUUAUUACUAGACCCGGAUCAGUUAGAAGCAGAGUGUGAUAUAGCCAUGAGACGGGUAUUAGGGUUAGCGGAAAGCGAACCCGAGACUGGAGCGAAAUCCAGACGAGCCCCAAGGAAAAAUCCGGACGGUACGCUCAAUGCACCAAGGAGUAGGCCAUCGAGUAGGGCCUCAGACCGAAACCUAAGCGGCUCUCCGAAAAUCAUAAACAUAGAGGGGCCCGAUGAACCCCAGUCACCGAGAAAUGGGCUAACGGUAGACGAUGUUCAAAGACAGGCAGGCGCCCAGCCUUCGCCGGAAAUACCGCCGCCGAAUCUAGAUGGGUUCGGAGUUACCCCAGAUCGUAAGACUCUAUCCGAAUGGAUGAGAGAAGAGUUCGCGAGGUUUAACGGUGAAAUAACAGAAAUCACUGGGCGACUGACGAAGACAGACGCAAAGGUAGCCGAGACAGUCAGCAGACUAGACGGUCAUAAAGAGCAAAUCAAAAGACUCAACACAGAAGUGCCGACGAUAAGAACGACUGUAAUGGGCCUCAGGAGCUCAAUAGCCACAGACACAACCGCACGAAUCGCGGCUAUAGAAGCAAACAUCGCAGCAACGAUGCUGACGCAGAGGAAUGCGACAGAGGCCCUGCAGACCCGAAUGGUCGAGCAUAUUGAACGAGCAGUAGGGCAGCUCCAAAAUAGCCUGAACGAACUAAGACAGACAGGAAUUGCAGAGUUCGACGACACACAACUGAGAGUAGAGUUAAGACGCCUGGUCGAAGCCCAGGGCGAGGAAAUCACGAACGGCCUGGCGCAGUCACUGGGCCAACACUCAGAAGAGGUGGGUCAGGCCAUAGUAGAACUCAAAGUAAGGAUGUCAAGGCUAGACACCAGGCUAAGGACGAUUUAUAGAGCCCAACAACCGCCGGCUCAAAGCCAGCAGCCAGAGGGUAGAAGGUCUCGGCAAGGGGCUCAAAGCCAACAGCCGGAGACCGGGAGAACCCGGCAGCAGCGAAACACUAGCAGAUCACUCUGGGACGACUCAGAGGAAGAGGCAAGUGAAGAGAACGAGCCGACGGUAGGACGACCGACGUCAAGGGGAGGAACGGCAUAUAGUCAGCCUCCCCCAUCAUACCGCAGUGCCUUUACGGCAAGCGUACAAAGACCGGCAUUUGGCCCAGCAGCAGCCCCGGCACCAGCCCCGGCUCCGGCUCCGGCGCCAGCCCCGGCACCAGCCCCGGCUCCGGCCCCGGCACCCGCCCCGGCACCAGCCCCGGCACCGGCACCGGCGCCAGCGCCAGCGGGACCGGCACCUCCGUAUCAUGCGGCAGGUAGACCAUACGUCCCACCGCAAGCGCCAGACGACGUCAAACGAGAAUUGACGCAAGAGCUCGAGCAGCUCAGGGAAGAGCUAACACAGGCUUAUGCCCAGUACGGUCGUGCAAGGUCUGACGAUGCCAGACAACACGAAAGAAUUGCGUUCAUGACGACCUAUACGUAUUACAAAACGGCAGUAGAAAACUUAAUGCCCAUGCUGACAACAGCAGAAAAAGCCGAACUACGACUGCAGCAACGCAGAGUAGAAGCAGAAAGACUGGGCAUUGCCCCAGUACAGGCGCCGAUGCCUGUACAGACGGCUAAGGUACGGUUAUCACCGCCCAAGUUUGCGGGGGAGGUACUGAAAUAUCACGGUUGGCGACAGACGUGGAAUACGUACGACAACAACCCGAUAUACACAGCCACCGAGAAAAGCCAAAUGUUGGAGCAGGCUCUCGAAGGCGAAGCCGCCAAUGCGACGGCGAGUUUCACGUUCACGGCGGAAACUUAUAAUACCAUUCUCCAAGUACUGGCUGAUAGGUUUGGCGACCCGAAUCAGGCCAUAGGAGAAAGAGAAGCCAAGCUACGAGAAGCGGCAAGCAAACCGGUGGGAGCGAACCCGACGUCCGCUCAGUUGCGAGAAAAACAUAUCGAGAUAUGUAAUCAAAGGCAAGGCCUCCUGAUCCAAGGCGUACAGCCGGCGACAUUCGAUUCGCACACGGCUAAGGAAAUCUUGAACUCCCUACCAGGAGUGAUAACAGAGAAAUGGAGAAUGGAUUGGGGGCCAGAAAGAGCACCGACCUUAGACCAGGUCCUGCAUCAACUCGAUAGGUUGAUCCGAAUUAAAUCAUCGGAAGAAGCGUCGAGACGGGUCGACUAUACCCAGACAACUCAGGCCAACGCAGCGAGCGUAGCCACAAAAACAAUCAAGUUCAGAGACAAGACCCCGACGAGGCUUGCCUGCGUAAUAUGCAAAAGCGAAGCACACGCUGCGCGCGACUGCACGUUCGGAAACGCGGCCGAAAGGCGGAAAGUAGUGAUGGACGCGGACAGAUGCUUCAGAUGUUUUGGUCAAGGCCACAGAUACGUGGAUUGUUCGGAGAGAAGAGCAUGUCGGCACUGUUACUCCACCUCGCAUGCGUCGGUCCUAUGCCCGCACGAGAGAGAAAGUCGGGAGAGAACAAAAGGCAGGCCGGUACCGAGAACCGCCAGCAAAUCUCCAAGUAAGCCUCGAUCGGGCAAACCAUUCAUGCGACCGCCAUCACCAACGCCAUCGAGGACACCGUCAGCGGAACGAUCGGUCAAUGAGCAGUCGAAUAUAGGGGUAAUAGAACCCAACGGCAAGGAAAAAAUUUCCGCCGGAGUGUUACUGAACUUUGGAGCGAAAGCCAAAGCAGAAAAGACACAAGGAAUAGAAGAAUGGGUCCCACUGUUCGGAAUAUUCGACAGCGGUUGCGGUAAUUCAUUUAUCACAGCAGCCCUAGUACGGAAGCUAAAUGCAAAGGUCAUUGGCAGGCAACGUAUCAGAGUCUUGACAUUUGGGUCUCACACACCCAUCGACGAGUACUGCGAUAUUGUUCAAGUCACGAUAGCCGGCAUAUCGAGAACAGUAACGGAAAAAUUCAUUGUCCGGGACCACAUUCAAACACUCACACCAUACACCGAGACGAAGCUUGGUGAGAGGUUGCUCAAAGAAGGCGAAACCUUGGCCGACCCGAGGCACAGAAGACCGUCUCAAGUCAAGACGAUUGACAUCCUAAUUGGAAACAGUAACAUGUACGAAUUCAUGUUACUGGAAGCACCGCGCAGGCACCGGAAAAUAGUGGCGCAUAACACUAUCUUCGGUUGGACGAUAUCGGGCUCCUUAGGAGACCCGGGAUACGAGACAGUAGCGUGCGUGGCCAAAGUAGAGAUCGUGCCCGAAGAGCACGAGAUCUCAAGUGUCGACAAACACUUUGCGGCCUUCUGGAGCCUUGAAAGUUUAGGUAUCCCAAAUAAGGAACUAACGGAUGUCGAAUUCAUCCAAGCUUACAUAGCUAGCAUCGAAGCCGAUGAAGAAGGGCGAGCCGUCGUACGGUAUCCCUUCACCCAAGAGCGACCGGACUACGACUCAUGUAGAUCCAUAGCCGACAUAAGAUUCGAAAAUCUGUGGAAAAGCGACUCCUUCACUAAAGAGAAGCGAAUACGAUAUCACGAAGUAAUGAUGUCCUACUUACGGGAAGGAUUCAUCGAAAUAGCUGACCCGAACUACGAUGGGCCAAUGGCAUUUUUGCCGAACAGACCGGUCGAGCGAGAAGACGCGGAAACCACAAAGAUACGACCAGUCUUUGAUGGAUCGGUCCAUCACAAGAACCGGCGCAGUUUCAACGCCAAUCUUGAGAUAGGACCAAACCUAAACCCAGACAUCAUGGGGAUUCUAAUGAGGUUUAGGCGAUAUUGCAUAGCGUGGACGGCCGACAUCGAGAAGGCGUUUUUGCAAAUCAAAAUCCACAAAGACCACGAGCAAAUCGUGAGGUUUCUUUGGGUCGAAGACCCCGAAGCUGCCAUACCCAAGGUGGUGGUCUACGCAUGGAAGAGACUCACCUUUGGACUCGCAUCGAGCCCAUUUAUACUCAGGGCCGUUCUAACCUGGCACCUGCAGAAGUACGAAACAGAGUACCCAGGCAUCACAGCCAGGACUCUUAACCAAAUCUAUGUCGACGACUGGAUGGGGGGAGCCGAAACUCCCGAACAAGCUGCCGAAGAGAUAAGGCUGAUAAGUCGAAUCUUGGGGGAGAUCAAGAUGAAACUCUGUAAGUGGUCGACGAAUUCGGCCGAGCUAACAAACUUACUACGGGGGGAGUUCGAAUUCUCCUCCCGACCAUCGAAAUUGGGAAUAGAUGAGGUGUUCGAACAUGCGGACAAAAAGGCUCUGGGAAUCCUUUGGGACCCAGUAACCGACCAGUUCAAAUUCAACGCCGAUAAAAUAAUAUCCGAGGCACGAAGGCUAGGAGAAGGGCUUACCAAGCGACAGCUGUUUAGCCUAGCGCUAACGCUAUACGACCCGUUGGGCUUCGUGAACCCGGCGAUAUUGUCCGCGAAACGGGCGAUGCAGAUCUCAUGGUUAGCCAACGGCAAAUGGGAUCAGAUAGUGAACAGUUGCACCAAUGAGAAUUGGGAGGAGUUCAUCAAAGGUCUCGAAGACCUACAGCUCAUACGGAUUCCUCGCUGGACGGGCAUAGAGGUUAAGGAGCCUAGCGAACUCCACAUCUUCUGCGAUGCCAGCGAGGUAGGAUAUGGGGCCGUAGCAUACGAAGUGCAAGGGACGACGAUCGCCCUCAUAGCAGCAAAAUCAAAGGUGGCUCCGUUACCAAAAAAGGCAAUGACCAUCCCUCGGCUCGAACUGCUGAGUAACCUGAUGGCGUCUAUACUUGGCAAGUAUAUACGAGACCAACAUCGGGUUGAACACAAAGCGCACAUCUGGACCGAUUCUCAGAUAGCGACAUGUUGGAUCACGGCCACCAACAAAACCCCAGAAAUCUGGGUACAAAACCGAGUCUCGAAGAUCAGAGAAUUCGGCGCAGAAAUCCACUUCUGCGAAGGGACUCAGAACCCGGCUGAUCUCCUCUCAAGGGGAGGCUCAGCAAAGGAAAUCCAGAGAUCGAACUGGUGGAAGGGCCCCGAAUGGCUCCCGGAGUAUGACAAGUAUAAGCCGAUCGAAAUCAAGGCAAACCUCAUUCAAACGGAUAUGGUCCGUCCGAAACACCCAGACUGGCGCAAAGAGUACAGCGACUGGGAUAAAAUGGUCAGAGCUCAGGCUAUGAUCCAAAGAGCAGUGGACGGCUUUAAAGGUAAAAUGUACCGGCCUUCCCUCAUUAUCGAGCAAGUCCUGUUUGACAUGGUUGACUUGAAGGAAAUCAAGUUCAAAAAACCGGGAUCGAGAUGCCAGGUUUCAUUCAAGCGACUCACAUAUGAGGAGCUACUCACGGCACGAUACGCCUUGAUAAGACACGCACAGAUGGAGUCAUACCCCGAGGAUUACGAUAGAAUCGAGCGGGGGAAAGUCCCGAGAGACAAGAUGUUCAGAAAGUUGAGACCGGUGUUCGACACGACGAAUCGAAUUAUCAGGUGCAGGGGACGAGCCCAGGUACUGUUGGCAAGAUAUCAUCUCGAUGCAUUGAUCUUACUCCCGCCCGAUCACUAUAUAACCACAGUCUUGCUACGCAAGCUGCAUAGGAGGGUCGGGCACAUGGGAAUGAACGCCAUGACCAUGGAAGUCAGAAGCGAAUUCUGGCUGCCCAAACACUGUCAGGUGAUAAAAGACAUCCUCAACCGAUGCGUGAGAUGUCAGAAGGUCAACGCAACAGCCUUCAGCGAAAAGCCAGCUCACUUGCCAAUUGAACGGCUGAAAAUAUCCGAUCCCUUUUCAGUCACCGGCAUCGACAUGGCCGGUCCGUACAAUGUACUAGUAAACGAACCGAGUAAAGCGGUGAUAGUCCAGCCAAGGACUGAGCCAGGAGUCCCCGAAGAGGAAUCAGAAUCAUCCGACGAAUCGGAUGAAGAGUUGGUACCGGAGAGAGUCGGUGCCCUCGACAAGAAAAAGAAAAAGAAAAAGAAAGAAAAGAAACAACCCAAGUUUGCGAUUGACGGGAGACAGAUAGUCAAAGUGUACAUAGUUAUGUUCACUUGUGCCACGACAAGAGCCGUUCACCUAGAGGUAACUAGAGGAAAAAGUGCGGCGGCGUUCAUUAACGCUUUCCGUCGGUUCUGCGCGUUGAAAUACGCGCCAAGAACAGUCUAUUCAGACAACGCGCUGGAAUUCGAUAGUACGGCAAGAUACCUCAGAAGACUCUGGCAAUGCAAGACAGUCUACGACUUCAUGGCCAAUAGAAACAUCUCUUGGCGGUUCUCAGCGAGUGUAGCUCCCUGGUGGGGUGGCUUCUGGGAACGCAUGAUAAAGACCGUGAAGCAAGCGUUGCAUAAGACCUUUAACCCGAAGCAGAUGGACUUCGACAUGUUCCAUACGGUGAUCACAGAGAUCAGUGACAUCGUAAACAACCGUCCGUUGGGAUAUAUCGCUGGCGACGAAACGGCUCUAACUCCGAACCAGUUAAUCAAAGGAGGCUUUGUAAACAAGUUCGACACCGAACCUCCGGAAGAGGAAGAACUGCUCGGCGCAGACUCCUUGUUUCUCACGAACAGAGAAGCCGCUAGACGAAAGCUAGUGGCAGACUGGUGGACAGAAUUCGUCCCAACCUAUCUGAAGGAUCUAAAUAGAUUCCAUCAAGAGCAAAUACCGUCGAAGUCGGUCAAGCUAGGACAAGUAGUCUUGAUCCACGUGGACUACGUCAAGCGAAUCAAUUGGAACAUUGGGCGAGUGAUCGAACUCAUCAAGGGUCGAGAUCACUUAGUCCGGAAAGUCAAGCUAGUCAUGGUCGACUCAAAGGGCAAAACGUCAAUCGUAAAUAGACCUGUCCAGAACUUGUACCCUCUCGAAGUAGAACCAGGUAUCAUCGACGCAGACUUUGCCAAGAACCCGAGCAGAUUUGGAGAUCACGUAACCUCAUCUGGGCAAGUAUGUAAGAGAACUUACAUGGGGGGAGUGUGGAAUACCACGGCCCUCGGCGAUGAGGCUACGGAUUGCCGGCCACAUGUGGCACAGCCACGAGAGGUAACGAUUGCCUCGGCAUUUGACGGAGUAACUGGGAAACGUCCGGGCAACGGUGAUAAGGCUACGAGUCGCCGGCCACAUGGGGCACAGCCGCGAGAGACAACGAGUGCCUCGGGUGUGGACGGUGGAGACACGAAUCGUCCGUCGGAUGUGGCACCGGCCACGGGAGUAAGACCACGACACGGUCAACCGAAGAUGCCGGUGGUAAACUUACCGGCGUCGGCCGACCUCGAAAGGUCUAACCCGAUAGAGUGGAUAGAUGACGAAGAUCUAACACCCAAGCAGCUCAGAGCUGAAGUACGAAGACGCGACCGAGCGCAGGCAGCGUGGAGACCGAAGCCCGCUGCUAAGAAUGCGACAGGGGUUGAUCCGGACCAGCGCGAGGUGCUGGACGGAUAA
Messenger RNA from Daphnia pulicaria, 7437 nucleotides. RefSeq lists its product as uncharacterized. NCBI's taxonomy places the organism in Eukaryota, Metazoa, Arthropoda, Branchiopoda, Diplostraca, Daphniidae. The transcript has a single exon. The coding region runs from base 1 to 7437 and encodes 2478 amino acids. Gene Ontology annotation, molecular function: nucleic acid binding; zinc ion binding. Gene Ontology annotation, biological process: DNA integration. The record is from RefSeq and is a predicted model, not a curated record.